Sinocyclocheilus rhinocerous is the source of this 8050-nucleotide messenger RNA. Its product is annotated as proline-rich protein 12-like. The transcript has 16 exons. NCBI's taxonomy places the organism in Eukaryota, Metazoa, Chordata, Actinopteri, Cypriniformes, Cyprinidae. Bases 221 to 7906 code for a protein of 2561 amino acids. The record is from RefSeq and is a predicted model, not a curated record.
CUGUAUCCUCCAUCUCCCCCUCCUCCUUCUCCUCCCUCCAUUCCUCUCCCCCUCUGUGCUGGUCCUAUUCUUGAGGACUUGCUUGUGAAACGGGAGAGAUAAACAGACACUGAACGCAGAGGAAAGGACACGGGGAGAGAUAGUUUGUUAGAAUUUAGGAAAUACCUCCCUCCCCUUCCCCCUGUCUAUCUCUCCAUCUUCAUCCGUUGUCUCUUCUUUAAUGGAUAGAAAUUAUCCUGGCACAGGAUUCGGUGAUCUGGGCGCUGGAACGGGAUGGAGUUACGAGAGAUCGGCGAAGGCAAGUUUGGUUUAUGGGAGCUCCAGAUCCUCCCAUCCAGACUCAGAACUCCUCCACCGUCAACCUUAUGCCACACCACACCCCCUGCAAGGAUAUGCAACAAAUCAUCAUCCAGGCACUUCUGGACAAGGUGGAGCAUGGGGCACAGGAAGGAGCUUAGGGCUCUCAGGCUUGUUUGAUACUGGACUACAUCAUGCAAGUCCCUCAGGACCAGAUGCUUCAGUUAUGAACUUGAUCUCAGCUUUGGAAUCCCGAGGUGCUCAGCCACCCCCCUCUGCCUCUUCCCUUCUCUCCCAAUUUCGCACCCCCUCCUGGCAAACUGCAAUGCAUACUCCAGCCCCUGCAGAGCUAUUCAUUUCUGGUGCACUACCUGGCUCUAGCUCAUUUCCCUCUUCCUCUGCUCUGUCGGCAUAUCAGCACCCUGCAUCCUUCUCAGGGCGCUCCUUCCCUGGAGUGACCCCAUCAUUAUCUCUGCAGGACACGCCUACCUUCAGUCCUACUUCCAACGGUCUCCUGUCACCACAUGAUCCUUUGCUACACAUUAAAACACCCUCCCAGUCAAGUCUUGGCUUUGACCGUCUUCUGUCUUCACAGAGUGGGACUGCUUCAUAUAGAGGGCCACAAGAGCCCACUAGUGCUCCUCCACCACAAGCAUCUGCAUCCUCAUCAACACGCCAUUUACCACCUCAGUUUAACCUGCUGUCCUCACAGCUGCAGGAUCAGUCCUCUCAGCUCUACAAUUCCUCUGUUUUUUCUUCUGCACCCCCUCAACCGCCACAGUCCCAGGAAAGAGCCAUCUCCAGGCAAGACAGUGUGAUCAAGCACUACCAGAGACCUUCUCCUGGACAGUCUCAACUAUCCUCUUCCACACCUCAUCCCCUACAACACUAUCUUAGUUGUGGUGCAUCAGGAUACCAGCAGAUACCCCAUCAUCGGCAUGGCUCCUCCAUAAACUGUAGUCCACUGGGUGAGCAGAGUCCAUCAUCUGACCCCAAACCCUCUCCCCGAUCAGAGCAGAUAUAUCGGCCUAUUAUCCAGCCCCCGUACACUUCCUCCUCAGUCUCCUCCUCAGCUGGUUCGGGUGGUGGUAUUGGGACAACAGGAAAGAGUUCCAGUUCAAGUAGUGGCUACUCUUCCUCUGGCUCUUCCUCAUCUCGAACCCCUCACACUCCUCCUUCAGCUUCUUCCACCUCAUCUUCUUCCUCUUCUGCCUCUAAUCCUAAUGUCUCAUCCAGUACCUCCUCUGCACCCUCAAGGCAGCAACCACCACCCCAAUCAGCACCGCAACCCCCACCACCUCCACCUCCAACAGUGUCAUCCUCUUCUACGCAGCAGCAGCCACCCAAACCUUGCCUGUCUACAUAUGGCUCUCCAGUUGCUCCUGUCAAGCCAACUGCUGGCCUUCCUGGUCAAACCCCACCACAGCAACAGUCAUAUUCACCAAGCCAGCCACCCACCUCUCACUUGCCCCAGCCAUAUGGGGGAUUCAGUUCUCCGCAGACUCAGGAUCUUGGUUCCAGCCUUGGGGGGACAGGAAAAGCUUAUGGUAGUCUUGGAACUGCAGGACGUUCAUUUUCAGCUGAGGUGGUCUAUGGCUCUGAUUCAGGAUAUGGUUCUUUGCCACCAUCUCUUGGAGGGGCAGGAAGUCCCUCACUGGGCUAUGGUGGUACAGGACAUUCACCUGCCCUAAUGGUGUCUGGAGGUGGUACUGGUACAACAAACAGUACCACCGGAUCCGGAGCAGGUAGUUCAGGAAGUGUGGGGGGUGGUUCAGGUGGUGGUAGUGCUAGUGUAGCAAGUGGUGGAGGAUCAUACCACCUGCCAGAUUCCAGCCCGUCACCCUCAAGUAAUUCUGGAAUAAUCCGCCCAGGUCUGCACUCCCCUGCCCCAACUCGCCCUGCACAAUCACCUGGAGGAAAUGGGGGCAACAAGUACCUAUCCUCAGUUCUUUCCCCAGCAUUUCUGGCUUCUCCACAAGGAUAUUCAGACACAAGGUUGCCACCCCAGCAAUCACAGUCUUAUCACACAACGCCACCAAAAUCUAAGUCUGAUUCUGAUAUGCUUGGGGUAGAAAGAUCUCAAGAGGAGGACGAAGAAGAUGAGGAUGACUUUUUGAUUCAGCACUUAUUGCACUCACAGAGUCCAGCACCAAAUCCCUCCCAGCAUCAUUCUCAACAAGCUCAGCAAGUAGCCUCACAACAACCGCAGUCCCAGUCCAUUUCCCAGAGUAGAGAUGGAGGAAAGUCUCUCUCUGCUUAUGAACUAAACAAGGCAUCUGAAGAACGUUAUCAUCUACAGAGUGUCAUUCGGACUAAUAAUACCACCAACAAUGUGGCUUCAGUUGCUGCUGGCUCUUGUGGUCCAGGCACAGGUUUAGAGAACCAGUUGGAAAUGUCUCUGAAAAAGCAGCAACAGACUAAGUCUGAUAGAGUGCUUGCUGGAGCUGGUGCAAAUGGUGGCCGAGGUGCAGUUGAUUCUUUGUCACAUACUCAUUCUCAUGGUCAACAUGACUCCCUUGGUUCAGUGGUCCACUAUGGCAGAGGAGACCCUUAUAGUCAUCAGACACAUCAACUUCACCCUCCUCACCCAUCACACCCUCAGCAUUCACAGCACCCUCAUCCCCAUUCAAUGUCCCACUCACAUAUAGAUCUUAAGAAAGCUCAGGAUCCUUCAGAAUUACCCUACCUACGUAAGACUCCAGACUCUCAGCAGCAACAGACCCAGUCCUCCCUUGGACUAAUGGAUUCUCCACCCGACCCGUCUCAGCAAACCUCCCAGGCUCACCUUCUCCAGUCUGUCCUUUCGCAUACCACUCGAAACAAGAUGGACAACCAACAAACUCCUUCACAGCAACAACAACACUCAAUGACUCAACAAGCCAUGAUUAGACCAACUGGGGGAUUAGGUACUAAUGGCUCUGGAGGAGUAGACACUCAGCCACAGGCCUCUCAACUUCAACUCCAGCUCCAGUCCCAAACUAUGGAGGUCCACUAUGGACCUGAGGCUCAGCGAAACCAAAGCCAGUCAAGUCAGAAUUCUGUUUCACCACUAGACAUGCUAGAGAGAUCUCUCUCCAGAACAAAUAGUCGAGAAGGGCCAGGCCCAGCUGAUAGAGUUGGUGCAGGAGAUGGGAGCAGCACUGAUCAUCACAGACAACAACAACAACAUAGGAUGUCCUCACACCAUCAGUCCCACCACCCUCAACAACCAGCAGCAGAGCUUCAUGAUUUCUUGUCUGAUUCGGAUUUGAGCAUGUCAACCCCCUCUCAUUUGCACCAUAUGGCCUCACACCAUCCACCCCCUCAUGCCCACCAUCAGCCACAGGCACACUCUCACCAUCAGCAUCCUCACCAGCACCCUCACCACAUGCAACCAACUUCUGGACCUCCACAGCCCCAAUCCCAGCUCAGGGAACAAGAGCCACAGCUGGAUCAGCUCAAAGAGCAUCAAUAUGACACUGGUAGCCCUGUGGGAAAAACAGCUCAGAACCAGGUUCAGAGCCAAGACCAGCAACAACGGUUCAUGCCACUGACAUCUAUUUGUUUCCCAGAUUCACUUCUCCAAGAUGAGGAUCGUUCCUUUUUUCCAGGUAUGGAGGAUAUGUUCUGCUCUGAGGACUACAAGGCAAGUUGUGCUGGAGGUGGUGGAAGUGCAGGACAAGGGGGUCAGGAUGGUGUGCCAGAGGCACGUGGAACAGUACAAGAUGGAAUGGAUGCAGUUAAAGCUACAAGUGGAGGAGGUGCAUAUGACAUGAUGAGUCACCAUGGUGAUCAGGGUUAUGGGCAGUAUUGUCAUAGUUUGUCUGAAUCUGGCAAUGGUACUAUGCACUUAGAUCUGGACCCCUUGAAAUCCCAUGAACUCCCAUCCACUGUAAACACAGAACAACUAGGCUUAAUUCAGUCUCAGGGCCCAGGCCUUGGGAUGGGCAGCACAGGACACAUAGUGGACGGAACUGGAAACAAAAUGAUGGGCUCUGCGGGUGUAGGUAGUGGUCCUGGCACAGGGGGACUCACCUCACCAAUCUUUUGUUCCUCUAGACCUAAAAAACUUUUGAAAACAAGCUCUUUUCACCUCCUUAAACAGCGGAAAGAGCCUAAUGCCCAAUCACAGGCUAAGAAGAACUAUGCUCAAGAAUAUGAAUUUGAGGAUGAUGAGGAUAAAGCAGAUGUACCAGCUGACAUCCGCUUAAACAGCAGACGUCUGCCAGACUUGCUUCCUGAUCUUGUUUCUAGUUGCAGAAAGUCUGGAAGUGGUUCAGGAGUUGGCAGUUUAAGCCCUUUGAUGGGUGAUUUAGAUUUCUGCCACCCCUCAGGGUACCAAUCCCUUGGACCUCCUCCACAGCUGCUCCCACAUGAUGGCCCAAAGAAAAGGGGGAGGAAACCCACCAAACCUAAACGUGAGGGUCCACCAAGACCCAGGGGUAGGCCACGUAUUCGGCCUCUUCCUGAGCCUCCAUAUUGCAGGAACAUGAUGGGACCUGGUGGAGAAAGUAGAAGGGGCCGUGGUCGAGGAAGAGGACGUGGAAGGAAAGAUGAUCAAAUGCUAGAAAUGCACAGAGACAUGAACAAGGGGCAGAACUACCAACAACAAGCACCUCACCUCCAUCAUCAACCACAGUUACAACAGCACAUGCACCACCAUCUACAGCAGCAACAGCAGCACCAACCACAACAUAUGCAUCAACAGCAGCACCUACAUGUACAACAACUUCAUCAACACCAUCAACAACUUGCACAGCAUCAGCCUCAGCAACAAUACCAGGAACCCAUCAAACCAAUCAAAAUUAAGCUCCCUAUUCCUUCCAUACCCUCGUCUGACUCCCUACUGAGGACAGACUCCCUGUCUAGUACAGAUCCAGUUUUGUCUGAUGGUUCAGUAGGUUCUGCACCAUCACUUGGUUUGAGCCCAGGGCCCACUACCAGUGUGGACAUGAACAGAAUUGACAUGAACAGAAAUGAUAUGAGCUGUGGUCAGGAAAAGAUGAAGCAGAAACCCCAAGAGAUGUCCUGGGAGGGAGACAUAGAUGACCAAAUGACCCCAGAGGCCUGGGCCACCAUGCAGAAGCUUUCUGGCUCAAUGGAGGAGAAAUCUUCAGAGCUGAAGUCGGGUUUUAUAUCUUCCUUUCUGGAUUUUCUGAAAACGGGGAAGAAGCAGGCGGGCACUGAUGCUCCACCUGUGGACGGAUGCACUUCCACAGAUUCCUCUUCAGUAAAGGGAGGCAUUCGCCCAUUAUCUCCACAACCACCGCCUCCUCCACCUCCCCCCUUCGAAGACAACGAGGGUGAUGGAAGCCUGGGUCUCAGUAACUGUCCGUCCCCCUGUAAAAGACUUGACGAGGAGCUCAAGAGGAACCUAGAGACCCUGCCGUCAUUCUCCUCAGACGAGGAAGACUCUGUCAGUAAGAACCAGGACCUACAGAAGAGCAUCUCAUCAGCCAUUUCUGCCCUCUAUGACACACCCCACAGUCUCUCUGCUGUUCCACCUCCUCCUACACCAUCACCACCCACUCCGCAGACACUGGACUCUCUUAACACACCCCCGCCACCCCCACAACCUGAAUCUGUUCCGCGUGUACACACUGAACCUGAGACAGAAAUAAACACGUCACAGGAACUGGAUUCGCUCUCACGGCCCAACCUGCAGGAGGCACAUGUUCCAGGCAAGGAUGAGGAACCGGAAGAACCUGUGCAGGAGGUACAUGAAGAAAUAAAUCAGAAAGAAGACAGACAGACUGAAUGUGAGGAGGAAGGAGAGGAGUUGGAAGAAGACAGAAGUGAGAAGGAGGAAGUUGAUCAGAUAAGGACAGAGGAGCGCAAGCAAGAAGAAGAAGAAGAGCCUGAGUAUGAAAUGCUGGGUGCUCCCAAGGUUGAUGGAUCUCCAUCUGAGCCUCCGCCUGCACCCCCUUCUCCCCCAUCUCUUUCUCCUUCUCCCCCAACCUCCUCCUCCCCAUCUCAGAUCACUUCACUGCACCUGGCUAAGAAACAGUCCAACGCGGCCAUCGCCGGAGAGAGUGAGGAUGAUGACAGUGAGAGUGGGGGGGAGGGGAUCUUCAGAGAGAGGGAUGAAUUUGUGGUGCGCACUGAAGAUAUUGGUACUCUUAAGCUGGCGCUGCAGACAGGACGAGAGCCUCCUCCAAUAUGGAGGGUCCAGAAAGCUCUGCUGCAGAAGUUCGCUCCUGAAAUCAAAGAUGGACAGCGACAGUUUUGUGCUACCAGUAAUUAUUUGGGCUACUUUGGAGAUGCAAAGAUGCGUUAUCAGCGUUUAUAUGUCAAAUUCUUGGAGAAUGUGAAUAAAAAGGAUUAUGUCCGAGUGUGCUCGCGGAAACCCUGGCAUCGGCCCAGUCUCACACUGAGACGCCAGUCUCUUCCUAAGCCACAACCUGUACGCAGCCUGACUCCACCUCGCAUGGAACGAGAGGAUAGAGAGAAGGAGAGAGAGAGACAACGGGAGAAAGAGCAACGGGAACAAAGGGGAAAAGAAAAGGAGAAAGAGAGAGAAAGAGAAAAGGAAAGGGAGCGAGAACGAGAGAGGGAACAGAUCGAGAAAUCUAGGAGAGAAAAGGAAAAAGAGAAGUUAAGGGAGAGAGAACUUGAAAAGCAAAAAGAGAAGGAGAAACAAAAAGAAAGGGAAAAAGAGAAACAAAAAGAAAGGGAAAGAGAGAAGGAAAGAGAAAAACAACGAGAGAGAGAAAGGGAAAAGGAAAAACAAAAGGAGAAGGAGAGAGAGAGGGAAAGAGAAAGGGAGAAAGAGAAGGAAAGGGAAAAACAACGAGAGAAGGAGAGGGAGAAAGAGCGAGAGAAGGAAAAGAAGCUCCAAGAGCGACAAACUCAAGAGAAGCUGGAGAGGAAAACAGCAGUUGUGGAGCACGGGAGGGUCAAAGAGGAGAAGAGGGUUGACAGGACGAGGAGCAGGCCUGUGAAAGUAAAGGCAGAACCUCCACCUAAAAAGAGGAAGAAGUGGCUGAAAGAAAUGCCCUCUUCCUCUGAUUCAGACUCCUUCCCUGAUCCGCCUAGUGAGGAUGAAGUAUCCACACGCAGUGGAAUAAACAGUCGGGCCAUGAGAGAGAUGUUCCGCAGUUAUGUAGAGAUGCUGGUCAGCACUGCUCUGGACCCAGACAUGAUCCAAGCUCUUGAGGACACCAACGAUGAGCUUUAUCUCCCACCCAUGAGAAAGAUUGACAGUAUCCUCAACGAACAGAAACGAAGGCUGUUGAGAAGGGUCAACAUGAGUGUCCAGCAUCAGGAGGCACUGCACAUGUUCCCUCAAAUGACAGCAGACCCCCUAGACUCUGGAGCGGUUAAAGUGCACCUGGGUGGUGAGAGUUACAACCGCAAAACCCUCAACAGAGUCAAAAGGAGCCUUCCCAAACAGCAGGACCUGAAGCUGUCGACAGAGACUUGUCGAAUAUACAGUCUCUAUCACUCUCUCCAUCACUACAAAUAUCACACCUUUUUGCACUGUAAAAAGGAGACGGACAGCAUAGAACAGGCAGCGGAGGAGGAUCCGGGUCAGGAGGAGGUGGUUCAGCAGUGCAUGGCCAACCAGGGCUGGCUAGAGACUCUGUUCAAUUCCUUCAUUGAACUGCUGACGCUCAGCACCAAGGCUUAAGAUUCAGCUGUCGACGUUCCAAGCACAUCCUAUUUGGAGAAAGGAGAAACUCUUCUCUCUCAAACAAAACCAGUGCACCUCCAAGUUGCAGGAAAAUUAGAUUUUCCUUUGCAGAAUGUGUUAGAGCCACUGGCGGUUUAAGUU